Messenger RNA from Dictyostelium purpureum, 1778 nucleotides. RefSeq lists its product as uncharacterized. Lineage: Eukaryota; Evosea; Eumycetozoa; Dictyosteliales; Dictyosteliaceae. Gene Ontology annotation, biological process: protein polyubiquitination. Gene Ontology annotation, cellular component: nucleus. The transcript is spliced from 2 exons. The record is from RefSeq and is a predicted model, not a curated record. Bases 1 to 1680 code for a protein of 559 amino acids. Gene Ontology annotation, molecular function: protein binding; ubiquitin conjugating enzyme activity.
AUGGCUCUUUCAAUUACAAUAACUUUUAGUAAUAAUAAAAAAAUAUGUGUUCCAUAUAAAAGUACAAUAACCAUCAAAGAAUUAAUUCAAUCGAUAUGUAAAAGAUCAAAUUUACCAAAUGACACCUAUACAUUGGAGAUAAAUGGGGCAGAGCUCUACGAAGAUGACAACCUAGAAGAACUUGGUAUCAAUGACAAUAUGGAAUUGCUUUUAAAAUCUUCAAAUAAUCUAAUGAGCAAUAUUAAUAUUCCAGAAAAUAAUACAACUAUUGCUGAAACUAAUAGUGGUAAUGCUGGUGUUUCAAUAACAACAUUCCAAAAUAGUACAAGCAAUAUUAAUAAUAAUAAUAAUAGUAGUGUUAAUAAUAAUGAAAUAAAAAAUCAAAAUGGAAAUGUUACAAUUAAUUGUAUAGAUAUGAUUGUAUUAGAUUUAUCGGGGUCAAUGAGACUAUCAGCAUUUAAAGGAUCAAAGGUACCUGGUGAAUUAGAAAUGACAAGAAUCGAAUUUGCACAAGCCAUAUUUCAAACUUUUAUUGAUAAAAUGGUAUCAUACGAAUUAUCAGCAGCAUGUGGAUUGGUUUGUUUUGGUUCAUCAGCACAGCUAACAUUUGGUAUUACUCGUAACUUUGAUUCAUUUUCAAAUGAAUUGGGUGAAAUUCAAGCAAAUAUGGGAAAUACACAUCUUUGGGAAGCAAUUAUUUUAGCUGCAAAAACAAUUGUUGACUUUAGAAACAACCCAAAUAUCAAAUUAGCUGCGCCUGAAAAACUUUUAUGCAGAGUAUUUUGUCUAUCAGAUGGUGAAGAUAAUAGCAAUAGCUCUACAAUGCUUGAUGCCUACGACUACUUGAAGAAAAACAACGUUGUUUUGGAUUGUAUUCCAAUUGGUUUAGAAGGUCGUUCACGUUUAUCAGCUCUUUCCACUGCAACUGGUGGUAGUUGUUUUAUCGCUGAUUCAUCUCAAGAAGGUGUUGAAUUGUUCGAAAGAGAGGCUUUACUUUCAUUAGCUCUAAGAGAUAACUUUAAACCUUUCAGUAUAAGUGUUUCAAAUAUUACUGAAUUAGAAAGUUUGGGUGGUGAUUUUAAAAAAACAAUUGAAAGAAAAGUCGAUGCCAAAUUCUCUCCAUCAAUCAUUUGCAAGUCCACUGUUGAUACUGCUGCUAUUGAAUCCUCAGGUAUGUCAAAAUCAUAUUCAGGAAAACGUGUUUUCAAGGAAUACCAAGAACUCAAAGAAGAAAUAAAAAAUGAUAAGAACUCACCAUAUACAGUAUUCCUCAGUGAAAAUGAUUUAACUGCUUGGAAGGUAAUUAUAAGGGGUCCAUCCAACUCACCAUAUGAACAAGGUUUGUUUGUUUUAAGUGUUACUUUUCCAGAUGAAUAUCCAUUUAAACCAAUGACAGUACGUUUCAUAACAAAGGUUUAUCAUUGCAAUAUUAAUAACGAUGGCUAUAUUUGUUUAGAUGUCUUAAAAGAUUGCUGGACUCCAUCACUAACCAUCUCAAAAAUUUUAUUAUCAAUUUCAUCAUUACUAACAACCCCAAACCCAGACGAUCCAUUAGAUGUAGUCAAAGCUGGUGUCUAUAGAGACAACAAAGAAACCUUUAAUACAAAUGCACGUGAAUGGGUUAGAAACUAUGCUGGCUUUACUAUUGCAGAUUUAAAGAAAAUUCAUGGUUUAGAAUAAAUUUUCAAUAGAUUUAAAAAAGAUUUUGUGGAAUAAAAAAAUUAAGUUUUAUAAAAAUUAACAGAUAAUAUAUAAUAAAAAGAUAGUUUUAAGUCAGU